AAAAUCAAUAGAUAAUGAUGAUGACGGACUCUGGAUACCUCUUCCCUUAGUUUUCUGUAAAUAGUUCUAAACAGUAUAUAAUAUUUCCAUAAACAAAAUCCCAAAAACAUAUUAUAUUAUGUCAUUUUGACGUAGUAGACCAAACCUGACUUUGUAAAGUUUUGCGUGAUGUGAUUGUGAGAUUUUAUAUAGAUACAAAAAUGUUGAGUGCCAUUGAUUAAUAUAAUUAUAUUUUGUGAUAUGAGUUUUUUGUAUAGAAAGAGCUGAAUUUUGUUAAAAUUGACUAGCAUUGUGAUUCUUUGCCUAAUUGGUUUUUGAUAUACCUAUCACUGAUUAUUUUUAAUAUAUUUGAAGAUGACUCCGCCCAAAGAUAACACACAGGACCAAGAUCAUCAAAAGAAACGAACACAAGAAAGAUCUGGAGCUGAUCCUGAAUCAGAUUCUCAAGCAGCGGGCCCUUCUGGAAGAACAACCCCUAGAUCAGGAACGACGAAUGCACCCACAACUUCAUCAGCUGCACCGUCAAACGAAACGCCAGGUCAGCCACCUGACCGUCAAACUUCAACCACAACCCUCACUAGAGUCACGCCAAGAUCACCAGAUAACCGAUCAAUAGCCAGUGCACCUCUACUAGACCCUGGACCCGCAAGAGACGUCGCUUCAGUAGCUGGAUCCUCAGUCUACAGUACUGAACUAGCAGCAUACAGUGGCCUCCCCAGGAAUUCUGAUCCGUCUGGAUUUCCAAGCAGACAAACAGGUGCAUCAAGAUACAUAUCAACGGUCCAAAAUACUCGUACAUCGUCUUUUUCACAUCGAAGUAUUAGUCAAUUAGAAUAUGUACAGAGAAGACAAGAAGAUUUAAGCAGGGGACGUAUUCAGUUGGACGAGGGUAGAAACCGGUCGCCUAGCUUGUAUACUUUGGAUAGAGAAUUGAGGAAUUACAUAAAAGACCGAGAGAGCACCUCGUAUCAGCACUAUCCUGGUACUGAAAGAGCUGUUUUCGAUUAUGUCUCCAUGGAAAGGACCGACAUGUACAGUACUAAUCUAAUUGAGUCAACUGCUCAUUUGAUCAAGGGCAGUGUCGGUGCGGGAGUGUUGACGAUGCACGAAGCAUACAUGAUUGGGGGAAUGUGGACUUCAGUGGCUGCUACGAUAUUCUUCGGACUACUGAUAGCAUACACCAUGUAUAUGUUAAUAAGAUCAGCACAAAAAAUGUAUGGUAGGUUAAGGAUAUCGAAACUGUCGUACCCUGAUUUGGCUGAAGCUGCUGCAGCGACUGCCCCCUGGGCUGGUGUCAGGAAAUACAGCAAAUUAUUUAGGUAUGUAGUCGACUGCACAAUAUUUCUGGAAAUGUGUGGAACUUGUUGUAUUUACCAACUCAUUAUUGCGUUCACAUUAAAACAGAUGACUGAAGGUUUCCUCAAUUCAUUUGAUACUGCUAUAUCGUCCGAGCUGCUGGCUGAUCUACGAUUUUACAUAAUGAUGAGUGCCCCACUCUUAAUUCCUUUGUGUCUCAUCAGGAGUAUUAAGUUUUUGGCACCGUUUUCUAUGUUAGCGGAUAUUUUUGUUGCAAUUUGUGUAAUGACUACGUUGUACUACAGUCUAAUAUCAUAUACUGACGAUAUCACUGACAGGCCAGCCUGGAAAGAUCUCCUCGGUUUUGUGAAAAUGUGUGCUAUAAGCUUUUACAGUACCUCCGGCAUAUGUGUUGCCCUGCCUGUUGAGAAUCACAUGAGGAGACCACGGCAAUUUACUCAUGCACUAAAAUAUGCAACGGUAAUAGUGAUACUUUUAACGGUUUUCACUGGAGUGUUCGGCUACUGGGCUUGGGGCGAAGAAUGUAAGAGUCCAAUCACAGUGCACAUGCCACUGGAUACAUUCACGACAACACUUCAAUCCCUUCUUGUGUUAAUGCUGAGCACUACAUUUGCUGUACAAUUUUGGGUGCCCUUUAGAAUAGUUUGGCACUAUAUCAUGAAGAAUUACAAAAGAAAACAAGCCAUAUGGGAAAGAUUUUACCGUCUAGUGAUGGCUAUCGUAGUGACGUUUAUUUCCAUGGUAUUUCCUUAUCUGAUUCCAGUUGUGGUUUUCUGCGGACAAUUCUGUUUGGGUUUCAUUGGACUAGUGUUCCCAGCGUUUAUAGAACUCUUGGUGGAUUGGGAAGAACAGCUUUAUUCUAAAAAAGCCAAAGACAUUUUUGUUAAAAAAACCAAGAACAUUGGUCUCGUUCUAUUAGGCUUAACACUCAGUUUAUCUUCUGUUUAUUUUGCAUCCACUUAAGAUAUCUAAAUGAAGCAAGUGUGAAACUUUUGGAGAGAUUUUGUUACGACAUUUAGCUGUUUUUUUUUUAGUCCAAAACAGCCUAAUAUACAUUACCCUUAGUACGAGUUUCCUUUACGCGAGCGAGAGCGCGUUCCACAGUGUUUUAGAAACCCUUGGGGGAGGACAUUUUUAGCUAAUAGCGUAUAUCGAUGUAGUUAGUCCUAAUAACAGAAAUUGCAAAAGAAACCCCAUGUCAAUUAUUUUUAGUUUUCGAGAAAAAAAAAUACUAAAGUUGCUAAUUCGGAGUGUGGUUUAAAUAGGAUUUUUUUCUUUUAUCUUUAAAAUAAAGAGCAAAAUUUGAUAUCCGGAUUUUAUCACAUAUAUUUAUGUGUUAUUCAAGAUUUACAACAGGUAUGAAUUGUAACUAGGUACAAACAUAUUUGCAAAAAAACCAAUUUUAGUUUCUAUUUUUUAUUUUCUUAUUGACAUAGUUUCCGCACGAAAUCUUCAUGGUAAAUGAUAGUUAGCCUUUUGUACUAUGUACUUAAAAAAAAAUAGCCACAUAAUCCGUGGUAUUAAAAAUAAUUGCCAUGUCAAUUAUUUUUAGUUUGGGUUUCUUUUGCAAUUUGUGUUAUUAGGACUAACUACGUCGAUAUACGCUAUUAGCUAAAAAUGUCCUCCCCAAGGGUUUCUAAAUCACUGUGCGUUCGGACCUCUGAUUGGUUGGUUCAUUCGGGCCGGCCAAUCAGAGCGCCAAACGCGCGCUAGUUUCGUUCAACGUAAAACAAACUAGUACUAAGCCCCAUGUUCAUGUACAUAGAAUUUAUUAAUUUUUUAUGUAUUUGUAUUUAAUCUAUGUAAAUAAUAAUGUAUUUUUUGCUUAAUUAAAUGUUUAUUUGAAUUA
Molecule: messenger RNA, 3166 nt
Organism: Spodoptera frugiperda (fall armyworm)
Lineage: Eukaryota; Metazoa; Arthropoda; Insecta; Lepidoptera; Noctuidae
Product: proton-coupled amino acid transporter-like protein pathetic
Exons: 14
Coding region: 355-2280 (641 amino acids)
Biological process (GO): amino acid transmembrane transport
Cellular component (GO): vacuolar membrane
Molecular function (GO): amino acid transmembrane transporter activity
Source: RefSeq, a predicted model, not a curated record